This is a messenger RNA of Lentinula edodes (shiitake mushroom), 1295 nucleotides long. RefSeq lists its product as uncharacterized. Lineage: Eukaryota; Fungi; Basidiomycota; Agaricomycetes; Agaricales; Omphalotaceae. The transcript has a single exon. Bases 69 to 1265 code for a protein of 398 amino acids. The record is from RefSeq and is a predicted model, not a curated record.
UGAUAGUGCAAAGGUAUUCCAAGAAAUCGUGAGCAGAUUCUCGAAAGUAUUUCGUGGACCGCAUAUUGAUGAUAAGGGGUAUUAUUUUCUUGAUGUUGGGUGAGUGUUUCGUGUUCUUGCCAGUGAUAUAUGUGUAUUUUUUUCUGACUACCGUGACAUAUUGUCGUAGAUGUCGUCCAGGCGGAUUCGCUUCUUUUAUUUUGCAAAACAACGCUUUCGCUAUAGGGGUGGGGAUAUCACCGCUUCCGCGGGAGUCGGUGUCCGCUCCAGAGACCGUUAAACUUGAAGAUGGAGUGUUGGAACGUGAACGUGAACGUGCACAAGAAGAGUACUACGCACGCCAUCAAAAACAUUAUGCUCCUUUCACUCGGUCGUCAAACUCGAGAUUCAAGCUAUACUUUCUUGAUAUUGCCAAGAUAGACCUGCGUCGUCCGGGUGAAAAGAAUCGUCGGGGGCUCUUUAAUACUACUUCCGAGUUGACUAGCUGGUCUGGGUUUGGUAACGAGGAAUCUAUUCAAGGAGGUUUAGGUCAUGGGGCGAGUGAAGUUACCACUGCUGCUGAUAUCCCGUCAGAGUUGUUGGAUUUGAAGAGGCCACCGCAGGAGUUGUUGUUUGGGUUCAAACAGGGUCCGGAGUCAAACAGGCAUACAAUGGCAGGAGCGUCGUCGAGGAAGUUUAAUCUUGUUAUAUUGGAUGAUCACACCUCUCCAUCAUCCUCAUUAACUAGUGACCUCCACUCCAUUGCCCAACUCCUCCUCGGGUUCCAAUCCCUCACUCAAUCUCAAUCCGGUGGUGGAACUCUCGUCGUCCGUCUCAGACACCCCGAGAGCGUGAUCACCGCUAAAAUCCUGUAUAUGCUUGACACGCUUUCCUCUACCGUCGCUGUCGUGAAACCGCGGGGAAUGCUCGGCGACGCGGAGGAUCCAGGGUGUUUCUAUGCUAUAGCGCAGAAUGUUGGAGGAGGCCCGCAUGGACAUAAGGUUGGAGAGGUGGUGGAGGAGUUGAGGAAGCUUUGGUGGAAGUUGGUUAUGAGGGUUGUGCGGUGGAAAGGUUUGGUGGGGUCGGUUGGAUCUAAUGUGAAAGUUGAAGCCGAUGCGAUGAGGGAUAUAUGUGGAUUGAGAGAAGAAGAUUUUGAUUUUAUCAUCUAUACUGACGAGCUGAAGGGAUCGAAGAGUGAUUAUUUGGUACGUUUGGUGGCUCUUGGGGAAAUGGUUUGGACAAGACAGCUUGAGAUGAUAUUGAUGGUUGGGGAUAAUCGCAAGUAAAAGUUUCACCGUUGAAACUAAUAUUGUACA